This is a messenger RNA of Phycomyces blakesleeanus NRRL 1555(-), 410 nucleotides long. RefSeq lists its product as hypothetical. The record is from RefSeq and is a predicted model, not a curated record. The transcript is spliced from 3 exons. The annotation marks the transcript as partial. NCBI's taxonomy places the organism in Eukaryota, Fungi, Mucoromycota, Mucoromycetes, Mucorales, Phycomycetaceae.
GAUGAGUGAUGCCAAUUUUGAUGCUCUGUCUUCCCUACCAGGCCAUCUGUCGUCUUUUUCUGCAUCAGUAGACAAUGGAAAAGUGAUCAAUAGUACUGCCAGUCCUGAAGAAACCGCAAGAGAGGCUCGAGUUGCUUACCAACUAUUGAAUGAUGCCUCUCAUUUGGGUACUUUAUUUAAUGAAAAUGAAGCAGACAAACUUAAGCGAGUAACAGUCACUUUUGGUUCCCAUUACCAUACAUUUACUGCCAACAGCGAUGCGAUUUAUGGUAUCCAGCGCCGUACUAGCAACUGAACAUUUGUUAUCAUUUUUCUUAUCAAUAAUUGUAAUAAUAAAUAAAACACACACAUAUAUAUAUUGGAUCAAAGAGGUUUACACGAAUUCUUUCGAACCAAGAAAUUGGAAUUUU